This is a messenger RNA of Lotus japonicus, 1547 nucleotides long. RefSeq lists its product as uncharacterized. Lineage: Eukaryota; Viridiplantae; Streptophyta; Magnoliopsida; Fabales; Fabaceae. The coding region runs from base 912 to 1526 and encodes 204 amino acids. The transcript has 4 exons. The record is from RefSeq and is a predicted model, not a curated record.
GCGAGCUUCCGUUCAAAACCGUGACUUGAAAUCUAUAUAUAUUAAAGUAGUAACAUUCCAAGCAUGUCAUUAUCAAAAACCUCAGCUCCUGAAUAUUUUGUAAUAUUUUAUUCCCUUCUAGCUGCACCACAACUCGACACGUGUCCCAUUAGAAUUAUUAUAUUCAGAUUUAUUCCUCCAUCAUUCAUUCUCCCUCUUCUCCCACUAUCUCCAUUAAUUUUAUCUCCCCCAUUACCUCGGCCUAAUCAUAAAAUUAUUCUGAGUGUUUAAUGUUGGUCAAAUUUUUAUGUGCAAUUAACAUUAAUUUAGAUUCCUUUACUCUCUCUUUUUCCUCCCUUAUCUGAUAUUAUUGAAAAACCGUUUAUGUAUCUGGUCCCUUUUUCCUUAAUAUUUGAAAUUUUUUAAAUCAUUUAGCCUCCAUUGAAUGGAUUUCUCCAUUCCUUAUUUUUAUUUAUUCCGCCCCACUAAGGAAUUAAUUGUUUCUAUUUUCUACGUGCAUUUAACUUUAAUUUCAUUCCUUUUCUCUCCCUUUUUUAUUCCCUUUCUCACAUUAUUUUUUGACGUUUUUAUAUAUGAACCAUACUUCCUUAUUAUAAAAAAAAAAUUCAAAUUCUGAAGGCUCCAUUGAUUGGCUCAACAUUCCCUUCUCCAUUCCCUAUCUUUUUUUUCACGCCCCAUUAAUGGAUAUUGGGACUUUGUGUUUUGUUUUUCUCUAUUUGUGCCCAAUAAUAGUUUGUUCACCCCCCCCCUUAUUUUGUUGUUUCUAAUUCUUUUUUUGAAAUGAAAAUCCAAAGGUUUCAACCCAUGUAGAGUCUUCUAUAUAAGUAGUUGUGUUGCGAUGCCCCCAUACACAAUCCCUUCUAAAUUAAGUGUUUAUCUUCUUCAUAAUUUGUUCUUCAUUCCCUCCUGAAAUGUCUCUCAAAGUUGAUGAUGUGUCCAAGAUUGAUGCUUUCAAAGAAACUUGGGCCAUUGUUGUGAAGGUUGUACGGUUGUGGUUAACUCCUAGCUACUCUGGAUCUAAGCUUCCUUCAUCGUUGGAAAUGGGCUGCAAAAUACAUGCUUCAAUCCGGCGUACUUUAGUCUACCGAUUCAAGAAUCAGUUGGUUGAGGGUCGUGUAUACCAGAUAUCAUUUUUUGGUGUUUGUGAGAACGGUGGUGAUUUCAGGACGACCUCUUAUCCAUACAAGGUUAAUUUUCAAAUGCAUACCAGUGUUAGGCUUAUGGCUAACACCCCCAUCACAGGAAAGCCUUUUUUCUUCAUGCCUCUGUCUGAUGUUGUCUUCAAGGAUCCUGAUACCUCAUUCCUCAUAGAUGUUAUAGGUAUCUUGACUGGCUCCUCUGGGGAGCAGGAGUUUGAGAAGCAUGGUAAAGUGCAAAAGAGGAUCACACUAGAAAUUGAACAGGAAGGAUUCAAUAAACUAAGAAUGAGGAUGGGUCAACGAGCAACAAGUGGAAUGCAUAAGGAUCCUAUUUUUCUUUUUAGUGCUUCUAUAAAUUUAUGUAACCUCCCCCCAUUGUUAGAUUAAAUUGGGAUUUCAUUGUUGUGC